Molecule: messenger RNA, 1691 nt
Organism: Trichechus manatus latirostris (Florida manatee)
Lineage: Eukaryota; Metazoa; Chordata; Mammalia; Sirenia; Trichechidae
Gene: LRRC31
Product: leucine rich repeat containing 31
Exons: 9
Coding region: 12-1691 (559 amino acids)
Molecular function (GO): protein binding
Source: RefSeq, a predicted model, not a curated record
UCAACUUGACCAUGAAUCAAACAAAGAAGAAAAAUUCCUCAGGGAAAGAGACUAAACCCCAGACUUCAUUUGUCAACAAAUUAUUCAAGGGCUCGAAACUCAGGUCCUCCAAAGCUGAAAGCAGAAGAGAGAGCAAUGACCUUGAGACAAGUGAUUGUCAACCCAGCAAUGGGACACAGGAGACAACCACCCCAGACCCUGCUAAAUCUCAGCCUCUCAGCUCAGAAAUGGAAGAGGAAUCCAGGGAAGAGAAAAAUGAGCAGCUCCUGCAGAAUCUGCACAAAAAGGCUGUCAACAAGUGUCUGAACCUGAGUAACUGUGGAUUAAGAACAGCAGACAUGAAGGAACUGGUUGCCUCACUUCCUUUUAUCCCAGACUUGGAAGAACUGGAUAUUUCCUGGAACGAUUUCAUAGGCGGAACCCUCCACUCAAUCACCCAGCAAAUGCAUCUUGUCAGCAAGUUAAAAAUCCUGAGGCUGAGUAGUUGCAGACUCACCACUGAUGAUGUUGGAGCCUUGGGAGAAGCACUUAAAGUGAUACCUGAACUUGAAGAGCUAAAUUUGUCCUGGAACAGCAAAGUGGGAGGAAACCUACCUCUGAUCCUCCAGGCGCUCCGAGAAGGGAGCAAGAUACAAACCCUGGAACUUGUGGAUUGUGCUCUCACAUCAGAAGAUGCGAUGUUUAUGGGUCAGUUGCUACCUAUGCUGCAAAAUCUUGAAGUACUUGAUCUUUCCAUUAAUAGAAACAUCAGUGGCAGUCUAAACAGUAUUGCUCAGGGAUUAAAAAAUACCUCAAAUCUGAAAGUAUUGAAAUUACAGUCAUGCGGAUUAUCACAAGACAGUGUCAAAAUAUUGGAUGCUGCUUUUAGAUACUUGUGCCACCUAAGGAGAUUAGACCUUUCCUGCAACAAGGAUCUGGGUGGAGGUUUUGAAGACUCACCAGCUCAGUUGGCCACGUUGAGGCAUCUGCAAGUCCUGGAUCUCCACCAGUGCUCACUGACAGUAGGCGACGUGUUGUCCCUGACCCAAGUCAUUCCUUUGCUCUCGAAUCUUCAAGAACUGGAUUUAUCAGCCAACAAAAAGAUGGGCAUUUCUUCUGAAAACCUAUUCAGCAGGCUCCGAUUUUUACCAGCGCUGAAGGCUUUACUAAUCAACAACUGUGCUUUGGAAAUUGAAACUUUUACAGCUCUCGCUGAAGCCUCCGUUUACCUCCCUGGUCUAGAAAUAUUCAGUCUUUCUUGGAAUAAGUGUAUUGGUGGCAACCUGAAGCUUCUUCUGGGAACACUAAAGCUUCUGGCGUCUCUUCAAGUGCUGAGGCUGAGCAGCUGUUCCCUGGUGACAGAGGACCUGGCCCUGUUGGCAUCAAUAAUACAGACAGGUCAUCUGGCCAAAUUGCAGAAGCUCGACUUGAGCUAUAAUGAUAGCAUCUGUGGCACAGGAUGGACCAUCUUCUGUCAGAAUGUGCAGUUCCUCAAAGAGUUAACUGAGCUGGAUAUCAGCCUUCGGCCAUCAAAUUUUCGGGAUUGUGGACAAUGGUUUGGACACUUGUUAAGUGCCGUGACCAAACUUCCCGAAAUCACGGAGAUAGAGAUGAAAAGAUGGGUUCUCUCGGCUUCACAGGAAGAAGAAGUGGAAUGCUUCCACCAGGAUGAUAAAAGAAGCAUUCAUUUUGACCAUGGUGGAUUUCAGUAA